AUGCACCCUUUUGUAUCAGUGUUUAUAACUUAUGGCGGUGCUGGAUCUUUUUACGAAGGUCUGUAUGCUGGUAAACGGCUUGCUGUAUUCCCAUUCUUUGGAGACCAAUUCCCUAAUGCACAUAAUGUCGAGCACAAUGCCUUCGGUGUCUAUCUGAACCAUGAAUUCAAUCAAGAGCAAAUGAAUGAAAAGAUUCAACUUGUUGGUGCAGAUAUUGAUGGUGUUUUUCAAAAGAACGUAAACCGAUACAAGGCAUUGAUUCAAAUUCAUUCUCGUCAUGGUCGUAUUCGUGCUGCUAAUUUGGUAGAAGAGGUCCUGUUUGUCAACAAGUAUGGGCAGCUACCAUAUAGAUAUGAAGCUAGCCGUCAAAUGUCAUUCAUCAAGGCACACAAUCUUGAUCUGUAUGCAGCUGCUGCUGUGAUGGCAAUCUCUUUUAUUUUCUUGGCUGCAUUCGUUCUCAAAGCAAUGCUGCUGAAUUUGAUUUCUGCCUUGAAGAACCCAUUUACCACAAAGCAGAAAGCCAUAUAA
Mucor velutinosus is the source of this 528-nucleotide messenger RNA. Its product is annotated as 60S ribosomal protein L18-B. NCBI's taxonomy places the organism in Eukaryota, Fungi, Mucoromycota, Mucoromycetes, Mucorales, Mucoraceae. Gene Ontology annotation, molecular function: UDP-glycosyltransferase activity. Bases 1 to 528 code for a protein of 175 amino acids. The transcript has a single exon. The record is from RefSeq and is a predicted model, not a curated record.